UAAUCAAGUACGCCGUACAACCGGAUGUCAACAAAACAUCGCUGUUGUCAUUUCACUGAACUACAUGCUUGUAAAGUGAGCGGAGGGGAAAAUGUGUGAGCACGCUAUAUUACAAAGUGGAUAUCACCACCCCGUUUUACGUGAAUGGCAAACAACAAAUACACAGAUUAAGGCAGAAAAUUUGAUUUAUCCAUUGUUUAUUACAGAUGAGGAAGAUGCUGUACAGGAGGUUGCCAGUAUGCCGGGUGUUGCCAGAUAUGGCAUCAACAGGCUACGAGAGGCACUGGAACCAAUGGUGAAAAAUGGCCUGAAAUGUGUGCUUAUAUUUGGCGUGCCCAGUAAAUUACCAAAGGACAAUAAUGGCACAGCAGCAGAUACCCCUGACACCCCAGCUAUUCUUGCCAUCAAAAUGUUGAGAAGCUGGUUCCCUGAUUUACUGGUGGCCUGUGAUGUGUGUCUCUGUCCUUACACCUGCCAUGGGCACUGUGGUAUUUUACGUGAAGAUGGAAGCAUUGAAAAUAUAGCAAGCAUCAAGAGACUGGCAGAGAUAGCUGUUAACUACGCCAAAGCAGGAUGCCAAAUUAUCGCUCCAUCAGACAUGAUGGAUGGAAGAAUUGGCUCAAUAAAAACAGCUCUGACAGAAGCUGGGUAUGGGAAUAGGGUGGCAGUCAUGAGCUACAGUGCUAAGUUUGCCUCCUGCUUCUAUGGACCAUUCAGAGAUGCUGCCAAAUCAGCCCCUUCAUUUGGUGACAGAAAGGCUUACCAGUUGCCAUCAGGUUCCAUGGGUCUAGCUGAGCGUGCAGUGGAGCGUGACGUGAAGGAAGGUGCCGACAUGUUAAUGGUCAAACCCGGUCUGGCUUACCUGGACGUAGUCAAAAUGACCAAGGAUAGGUACCCCACACAUCCAUUAGCUAUUUACCAAGUGUCUGGUGAAUAUGCUAUGUUGUACCAUGGUGCUAAAGCAGGUGCGUUUGAUUUAAAGACAACUCUGAUGGAAGUGUUAGUCAGUAUGAGGCGAGCAGGGGCAGACAUUAUCAUUUCAUACUUCACGCCGCAGGUCCUGGAAUGGCUCAAAACAUAGGAGUGAUGGGGUUGACAAGACAGAGAAAAAACAAAGUUGUUUAAAUUAUUACCUGAAGAUGUAGAACUGACUGAAUAUUAUACACAGAAAGAAGUCAAUUUUUAAAAAAAUUUCAGUAAUGAAAUUGGUUAUCAAAUAUUGACUGUUUUAAUGCAAGAGGCAGUAUUAAAAUUGGAUGAUGUUUUUCAUAUUUCAUGGGGUUUUAAUCUUUUUAACGAAACAGUUUCUCAUUUAGUCAAAGACACAAAUUUGGUAAAUGUGAAUGAUGAUUUGAGGCACUUACCAAAAAAUUACUUUGUUGAUUAUGAAAUGUACAUUUUAUUUUCAAUAACUGUCAGAAUAUUAAUUCUGGGCUUACAACAUGUUUUAUUACAAGAAUUGGUUGUCAGUGCAUAGAAUGAGCGAUGAUGAAAUUCUUUCUUUUGUUAUCUAAUUACAAAUACACAUGUAUUAGUGUUUUCCACAGAGGUUUUUAUAGAGGUACAUGAAUAGUAAAUAACGAAUUCAGUUGAAAAAUAUAUGGCGUUGUGAACAGCAUUUUCAUUUGUACCAUGACAAGCUGGAUGACAACAUUUCAUUAGACCAAAAUGAGGAAUAUUAAUUUCAGAUUAGGUGUUUAUGGUCAAAAUUUCUCCCAUUUCAUUUGAGUUUGAUCAUAAUAUAUAAAAUGUGUUCAAAGUAUUAUAUUUUUUUCAUGUACAAAUCUAGGGCACUAAAUAAUUUGAUGUGGUCUAUAUUUCAUAUCAUUAGUAACAUACAGUGGCAUUAAAAUGGAACAUAUCCAAAAAUUUAUACAUACAUGUAUAAAAUGUGUCAUAGAGACCUAAUUUUAAUUAAUGAAAUUCUCAGAUAUGUAUUAAAAAAAAAAAAUAUAAACAUUGAUGAGACUAUGAAUUGUUAUCAAAUGAAAAUAAAUUAUUUAAUGUUAAA
This is a messenger RNA of Saccostrea cuccullata (small rock oyster), 2011 nucleotides long. Its product is annotated as delta-aminolevulinic acid dehydratase-like. Gene Ontology annotation, molecular function: porphobilinogen synthase activity; zinc ion binding. Gene Ontology annotation, biological process: heme biosynthetic process. Lineage: Eukaryota; Metazoa; Mollusca; Bivalvia; Ostreida; Ostreidae. The record is from RefSeq and is a predicted model, not a curated record. Gene Ontology annotation, cellular component: cytosol. Bases 92 to 1081 code for a protein of 329 amino acids. The transcript is spliced from 7 exons.